AUGUGGACCGUUGGAUAUGUCAUCUCUCAAAUCCCGAGUCAAAUGAUUUGUUACUAUGCCUUACCUGACCUUCCCAGCAACACCAAAGUCAACUGGCUCACACCAGCCGAGAAAGAGCUUGCUUUAUUGAGAAUGAGGAAUGCCGGGAAGCAGCUCGACGAGCCCAUCACGUGGGCUGGUGUUGCGAGAGUGUUGAAGAAGUGGCAUUUCUGGGUGUACACGGCCUACUACACCUUCUUCAUCUGCAGCGAAAAUAUCGGAGGAUACAUGAAUCUCUGA
Messenger RNA from Aureobasidium subglaciale EXF-2481, 279 nucleotides. RefSeq lists its product as uncharacterized. Gene Ontology annotation, molecular function: transmembrane transporter activity. Bases 1 to 279 code for a protein of 92 amino acids. The record is from RefSeq and is a predicted model, not a curated record. The transcript has 4 exons. NCBI's taxonomy places the organism in Eukaryota, Fungi, Ascomycota, Dothideomycetes, Dothideales, Saccotheciaceae. Gene Ontology annotation, cellular component: membrane.